This is a messenger RNA of Haemonchus placei, 702 nucleotides long. NCBI's taxonomy places the organism in Eukaryota, Metazoa, Nematoda, Chromadorea, Rhabditida, Trichostrongylidae. The record is from the annotation of a GenBank genome assembly.
AUGGUGCGAGAUGCGGCACGACACUUGGACGCUGACAGUAUUCAUAAAGCAUCGAUGUGCGCUAUGGCUAAGCUACACGUGACGGAAAACUGUUCAGAGAUUGUGAGCCAAGCCCUACAAAUGUUCGGCGGAUACGGCUAUUUGAAGGACUACCCGAUACAACAGUAUCUUCGAGAUUUGAGGAAACUACCAGAUGGUGAGGGUUUUUCCUCGGAACCGUUAGUCAAAGGUGCUACUUUUGUGUGGGUGAAGGGAACUGUCACUACGAACUUUGAGCAGCGUCAUGUACAAGGAUCUAAUGCUGCAAGUCUUCGCACGACAGCCAGACGUGAAGUCGAUACUACGAAGUCAAUGAAUCCAAAGUUUCUCAAUUGGAGCAGUUAUGUGGUCAUGGGACGACACGAAGGCCAACCUGUUGCGAAGAGCAUUUUCUGCUUUUUGAUUGAAGAUGGUAUGAGAGGGUUCUUACAAGCCAAAAAAGAAAGCAAACUAGGUUGGAAUGCUCAACUCACCAGUAUUAUUACCUUUGAGGAUGUUAAGGUACCCGUGUCAAACCAAAUUGGUCCCGACAAUUAUGGCUUCAACAUUGCCAUGGCUGGCAUAAAUGGUGGCAGAGUGAAUAUUACAGGCUUUUCAUUAAGAACUGUCCAAAAAAGUCUUGAUCUGGCAAUCGACCGUUUGAAGGUACGUGCGCUUUUGUGA